GUUACCAUGACCUCAACUGCACCGGUAAGUAACAAGUGGCGAGUGAUACUGUAACAUCACAUCACAGGGUGACGGUGUUCGGCCGAGCUGGUCGAUCGACACGGCGGCCAGCAUGAAGGCGUCCUGCUUCCUGGUGGUGCUUCUGCUCGCCGUGGCCACGGGGAGCAGGCUCUCGCUCGCCGCCCGCGAGGGCAGCACCCUGGGCGAGCUCAUCGCCAAGGCCGGCAGCUUCCUCACGUCGGCGGGCCGCGCGGGGGCGGACGGCUGGCGCUCCGCCGCGGCCGCGGAGGUGGACGCCUCGGCGAAGAAGGGGCACGGCCAUCCGGCGGGGGCGAAGAAGCGGCUGAAGAAGUCUUCCGUGAACUGCAUCCCCGCCGACAUGUGCCGGAGGAAGAAGGUGCUGUGCGGCAAGCGGUGCUACAAGACGUCGCACGCCGCCGCCGCCGCCGGCCUCAGCCACGUCCCCCCCACCCGGUGCGUCGUCAGGUGCAAGAAGUGCGUGCCCACCUGCUAGACCGUUCGUUGGCUGUUCCUUCCCUUCCCUCUUCUGGGUUCCGUGUCGUGUCGUGUCGUCGUGGUCGAUCCAUGCAUGUUAGCUACAGUACAUUUGCUUUCCCUUC
Messenger RNA from Triticum urartu, 620 nucleotides. The record is from RefSeq and is a predicted model, not a curated record. Lineage: Eukaryota; Viridiplantae; Streptophyta; Magnoliopsida; Poales; Poaceae.